Messenger RNA from Fulmarus glacialis (Northern fulmar), 1029 nucleotides. RefSeq names its product DNA meiotic recombinase 1 (gene DMC1). Gene Ontology annotation, biological process: DNA repair; DNA strand invasion; reciprocal meiotic recombination. Gene Ontology annotation, cellular component: condensed nuclear chromosome; nucleus. The record is from RefSeq and is a predicted model, not a curated record. Bases 1 to 1029 code for a protein of 342 amino acids. The transcript is spliced from 13 exons. NCBI's taxonomy places the organism in Eukaryota, Metazoa, Chordata, Aves, Procellariiformes, Procellariidae. Gene Ontology annotation, molecular function: ATP-dependent DNA damage sensor activity; ATP hydrolysis activity; ATP binding.
AUGAAGGCCAUGGAGGAUCAAGUAGUCCAAGAAGAACCAGGAUACCAGGAUGAUGAGGAAUCUUUUUUUCAGGAUAUUGACCUGCUACAGAAGCAUGGAAUUAAUGUAGCAGAUAUUAAAAAACUAAAAUCAGUUGGGAUCUGCACGAUCAAAGGAAUCCAGAUGACCACAAGACGGGCACUGUGCAAUGUAAAAGGGCUUUCAGAGGCCAAAGUGGACAAGAUUAAAGAAGCCGCAAACAAGCUUAUUGAACCAGGCUUCCUGACUGCCUUCGAGUACAGUGAAAAACGGAAGAUGGUAUUUCAUAUUACUACUGGCAGCCAGGAAUUCGAUAAACUUCUGGGUGGUGGGAUUGAAAGCAUGGCAAUCACUGAGGCCUUUGGAGAGUUCCGGACAGGCAAAACCCAACUAUCUCACACCCUUUGUGUGACAGCUCAGCUUCCAGGACCAAAUGGCUACACAGGUGGAAAGAUUAUCUUCGUUGAUACUGAAAACACUUUCCGACCAGAUCGUCUUCGUGACAUUGCUGAUCGCUUCAAUGUUGACCACGAUGCAGUACUUGACAAUGUGCUGUAUGCACGUGCAUAUACUAGUGAACAUCAGAUGGAAUUGCUUGACUAUGUAGCAGCCAAGUUCCACGAAGAAGCUGGUAUCUUCAAGCUAUUGAUCAUUGACUCCAUAAUGGCACUUUUCCGUGUGGAUUUCAGUGGUCGUGGAGAGUUGGCUGAACGACAACAGAAACUGGCUCAGAUGCUGUCAAGGCUCCAAAAAAUAUCAGAAGAAUAUAAUGUGGCCGUGUUUGUGACCAACCAGAUGACUGCUGAUCCAGGAGCAACUAUGACCUUUCAGGUGGACCCAAAAAAGCCCAUUGGGGGCCACAUCCUUGCUCAUGCUUCGACUACCAGGAUUAGUUUGAGGAAAGGGAGAGGGGAGCUGCGUAUUGCAAAGAUAUAUGACAGCCCUGAGAUGCCUGAAAAUGAAGCCACAUUUGCAAUAACUGCUGGAGGGAUUGGGGAUGCCAAAGAAUAG